GCAGCCCCAUGGCCAUGGGGAGCGGUGCUUUCACUCUGGCCCUGGCCCUGGCCCUGGCGACAUACGUCAUUCCUGAGGAGAGGAAGUGCCAGCUCAGUGGGCUGUGGAGGAAUGAGCUGGACUCACUGAUGGAGAUUUCGGCUGUGAGGGACAACGGGGACUUCCAGGGGAAAUACCUCACACGUGUCACCCUUGCCGGCAGCUGUGCCCAUGCCUCCCCCCUGAGAGGUGCCCAGCAGCAGCCCAGUGAGGGGGGUUGGCCCACUUUUGCCUUCACCGUGCGCUGGGACAAGUUCUCCAAUGCCACCACUGCCUUCACGGGGCAGUGCUUCAUGGACACGGGUGGAAAGGAGACACUGACCACCAUGUGGCUGCUGCGUGAAGCUGUUGGGUCCCUCGAGGAGGACUGGAAAGCCACGAGGGUGGGCAGAAAUGUCUUCACACGCAAACGCAUCCGAAAAGGAAAGAUCCUGCCAAGCUUGUCCCCAUCUUGUGAAGACACAUCUUCACCUGCCCCGUGA
Molecule: messenger RNA, 521 nt
Organism: Athene cunicularia (burrowing owl)
Lineage: Eukaryota; Metazoa; Chordata; Aves; Strigiformes; Strigidae
Product: avidin-like
Exons: 4
Coding region: 9-521 (170 amino acids)
Molecular function (GO): biotin binding
Source: RefSeq, a predicted model, not a curated record